Oppiella nova is the source of this 185-nucleotide messenger RNA. The record is from the annotation of a GenBank genome assembly. Lineage: Eukaryota; Metazoa; Arthropoda; Arachnida; Sarcoptiformes; Oppiidae.
AUGCUGAACGGUUCCAUACCAUUCAGUAAGACUGACUUUGUGGUGGCCUGGAUGUUGAGGGAGUGCUGUGCUCUCAUACUGUUUAUCAGAGCCCUAUGGGAACCGGACAUAAAGUGGAGGACCGGCACGUUUAAGCUGAUGUGGGGCGGUGUCGCCCAAGAAGUGAAAACAAAAUUAUAGCAUUG